This is a messenger RNA of Clupea harengus (Atlantic herring), 4806 nucleotides long. It is a transcript of the gene ubtf, whose product is annotated as upstream binding transcription factor. The record is from RefSeq and is a predicted model, not a curated record. NCBI's taxonomy places the organism in Eukaryota, Metazoa, Chordata, Actinopteri, Clupeiformes, Clupeidae.
UGCUAAAUAAGCGGGUGGCAUUUAAGAAGUAGACAGUAUUUCAGGAAUUUGUUAUACGCAGACAGCAGCCAGUUUCGCUUUCUUAAUCAAAAAGGCAAAAACAUGAUAAUGAUUUAAUGAUCGUUUCCCGCAAACAUCCUACACUCCCGCAAACAGAUCGCAUGUCGGCUCUUAUAACUUUGUUGCAAAUCGUUCCAGUUUACUUUGUUAUGCUAAAUAAAACUAAAUUUGCCAACCGUCAUUUGAAGUAGCCUACAACAUAAUCCAAAACCUGUGGAACCUAUGGAAAUUGCCAUCCUAGAAGUUAUACUACAGAAGCAUCAUCAUGCAGUAACGUUAGCUCUCGCAAAAUCCGAAUCAGCACUCAGGAGCAAGAGCAUGAUGCGGGCGGCAGCCGAGGAGAGAGCGAAAAUGCGGAUGUCUCUGGGAAGAGAAAUGGUCGGAUCGAGAAGGUUACGCGCUGAGUGGAGGGAGAGAGCGAGUGAGAUGGAGGCGGGGGGAAGUUCCCAUCUCUGCGGGGACUGGAACACCAGCGCCCUGGACCGACAGCGCAGUGCUGGCUAACAUUCAACCCUCCCCUUGUUCCACAACCAGUUCCACACACGCAGCGACAGAUAAAAGAGAGUUGAGAAUGAAUGGAGACAUGGACUCUUCCACUAAAUGUCCCCCAGGUGGACUUUUCAUGUGGGCUCAGGAUGAUUUGUUGAAACUUCUGGAUGCCAUGAAAGUGAACCUGCCACCGUUGGACGUCACCAAAUAUAAGACAUCAGAGUCUCACUUAGACUGGGAGAAGGUGGCUUUUAACUCCUACUCUGGAGAAAUGUGCAAGCAGAAAUGGCAGGAAGUCUCAAAAGUGAUACGCAAAUUCCGCACAUUAUCGGAGAUAAUAAUAGAUGCGACGGAUUACAUCAGGAAUCCCUACAAGGGCAAGAAACUGAAGAAACACCCAGACUUCCCUAAGAAGCCCUUGACGCCGUACUUCCGUUUUUUUAUGGAAAAGAGGGCGAAGUAUGCAAAACUACACCCCGAAAUGAGUAAUCUUGACCUAACAAAGAUCCUCUCCAAGAAAUACAAAGAAUUGCCAGAGCGCAAAAAGCAAAAGUAUGUUCAGGACUUUCUGAAGGACAAGCAAACGUUUGAGCAAAGUAUGCUUAAGUUCAGAGAGCAACACCCAGACCUGUUGGAGAACAUGACAAAGAAAGGAUCCAAUGUACCCGAGAAGCCCAGGACUCCACAACAGCUGUGGUACAACCAUGAAAAAAAGGCCGUCCUCAAAACAUCCCCGAGUGCAACAACCAAAGAAAUCAAGGAGGGUUUGGGAAAGCAGUGGACACAGCUCUCAGACAAGAAAAGGCUUAAGUGGAUCGCCAAGUCUCUCGAGCAGCAUAAAAUAUAUGGAGAUGUAAUGCGAGAGUUCAUCCAGGGGCAUCCAGAGCUGAACAUGACGGAGGAGGACAUUGUGAAGUCCACCCUGACCAAGGCCGAGAGACAGCUAAAAGACAAAUUUGACGGCCGGCCCGAUAAACCUCCACCGAACGGUUACUCCAUGUUUUGUGCCGAACUGAUGUCCAGCAUGAAGGACGUGCCCAGCACGGAGCGCAUGGUCAUGUGCAGCCAGCAGUGGAAGCUGCUCAAACAAGGCGAGAAGGACGCUUACCAGAAGCGCUGUGAACAGAGAAAGAAAGAGUAUGAGGUGGAGAUGAACCGCUUCCUUCUUAGUAUAUCGGAAGAGGAGCAACAGAGAGUUCUGGGAGAGGAUAAAAUGGCAGGCUUUAAAAAGAGCAGUGGGAUCAGCAGUCCGACCACUAAAAAGAAACCCACCAAAGGCAAGAGUGGAGCUGACAAGCCCAAACGGCCCAUCUCCGCCAUGUUCAUCUUCUCUGAGGAGAAACGACCAAAGCUCAAGCAUGACCGGCCUGACUUCUCCGAGAGCGAACUCACCAGGAAUCUCGCCCGCAUGUGGAACGACCUCCCAGAGAAGAAAAAGGAGAAGUACAAGAACCUGGAGGCGACCCUGAAGGCACAGUCGGAGGAGAAAGGACAGGAAGAAAAGGGCAAGCUUCCGGAAAGCCCCAAGAAUGCUCAGGAGAUAUGGCAGCAGAGUGUCAUCGGUGACUACCUGGCCAAAUUUAAGAAUGACCGACCCAAGGCCCAGAAAGCCAUGGAGAGCACCUGGAACACCAUGGAGAAGAAAGAGAAGAUUUUGUGGAUCAAGAAGGCUGCAGAGGACCAGAAGAGAUAUGAGAGAGAGUUGAGUGAGAUGCGCUCCCCACCCCCUAUGGUGAUCGCUGGCAAGAAGAUGAAGUUUGAGGGCGAGCCCAAAAAGCCCCCAUCGAACGGUUAUCAGAAGUUCUCUCAGGAGAUGCUGUCCAACGGCGAGCUCAACCACCUGCCCAUGAAGGAGCGCAUGGCUGAGAUCGGGGGCCGCUGGCAGCGGCAGACGCAGAAGGAGAAGGACCGCUACAAGAAAAUUGCAGAGGAGAAGCAGAGACAGUACAAAGUGCUACUGGAACAGUGGCUGGCGAGUUUGUCCACACAGGAGAGAGCGACCUACAAAGAGUAUAAUUCACAAAAAAGGAAGAGCACGGCAAAGCCCGGUGGCACGAAUGCUAAGGUGAAACCUAAGGCAAGGAAGAAGCCGGAAUCGGAAGAGGAGGAGGAAGAGGAUGACGAUGAUGACGAAGAGGAGGAGAAGGAGUCCGAAGAAGACUCGUCCAGUGCAGAGGACAGUGAUGAUGAAGAGGAGGAUGACGAUGAGGAGGAUAACAAAGACAAUGAUGAUGAAGAGGCGGACGAUAAAGAGAACAAAUCAGAGAGCAGCAGUGCCAGCUCUCAGGACUCAUCAGGUUCCGGGUCAGACUCCGACUGAGCCAGGUCGGCUCGCUUCUGACCCUAGAGACUUGAGAGCAGCACCCAAGCUGAGCCAUGAGUUGCACAGACAGGCUUUCUGUGCCUGUCUUGCACUCCUCUAACCACCAGGGGGAUCUCUCCCUCUGCACCACGUCCACACAUCAGUCAGCCUUCCUUGUCGUUCAUCUGUUGCGUUUUGUUUUUCGGUCGAUGCUCUGUCCACUGCGGCGAAAUCAUUGGGUAAACUUUUUUGAACCGAUGACGCAGACCAGCUUCCACCUCAGCUUCUCCAACACAAUGCCCACUCCCAUUGGCUUGUCAGGUGGCUUGGCACUGCUAAAUGGGUCCUUCUGGUUUUUCUAUCUGGCUUCAGUGGCUUUUGAUUGCGGUUGUAUUUGGGACGCAGUUAUCCACACCCCAAUCUGACGUUCAGUACAUGUGUCUCAACCUGAGCCAAAGAAUCUGUCUGUCCACAUGGUUAUGUCAAGAAGUGCAGGGGACCAAAUAAUUGCACUCAAAAAGAAUGUGCUCUGUUUGUUCAUCUCCACCACCACCUUCUUGUUUUUCUUUGUAGCUGCUCCGUUACCUCUGGUCCCUUUCUUGUUUCCAGUGAUUUGAUUGUUUGUAUUAUAAAAAUGAUUUGGUUCUUGAUGAUGUGGUAUCUUCAGGAAAAUUUAAGCCAUUUUGAAUGUUCCCCAAGUGAAAGGACACAGUUACCUGACCGCUUGUGCCGCUCAUUUAAAAGGCACCUAACCUUGGUUUAUGGUUUGUACGGACCAUGACUUUCCUGUGUAGGGACACCCUCAUGUUUAUGAGGAAAUCUGGUUAUUUUUCUGUAGAGAGCAAAGUUUUUUUUGGCCGCGACAGGCUGGAUAGCUGUUCCACUGGCCUCACAAAUGGUAGAAAAGGAUUAAGGAAUGUUCAGUUUUGGUAUUAAUGUAACUACGAUCUCCGUGAUCGAUGACUUCUAUGAGGAUUUUGUUUUCUAGACUUGGAGUAUAUAUAUAUAUUGUUAAAUUUUUUUGGCAAGCUGAUGCACAUGGUUCCAGCUACCAUUUGUUCUCUUCCAUCCAACCACUGUUUUUGUUUUUAUCUCAUACUGCUUACUUGGAUAUAUUCUUUUAAAUUUUCAAGCUGAGCUGUUCGUUUUUAAAAAGUGACUGACAUACAUUGGAAGCCCCCCCCCCCCCCCUCAUCUAAAUACUGUGCACUUAAUAUUGAAUCUAAAAGAUUCGCCUUGCCCACUCACCGCAUUUAGGUAUAACAUACUCACCAAACUGUCCAUGUCUGGUCAAGGAAACAAGUUUUGUACGAUUCAUGAAUGUAGAUGGACAAAAAAAUAGAAAGUAAAAAAAACCUCAUUCACACAGUCGAAAGAUAGUUUGAUAGUUUUGAGUGUUUGAAUUGGGAUAGCCUCUCAGAUUAUAGCCAGGUGUUUUCACAAGAUGAUGAUCCCCUAUUCCCAGCCAUCAUGCUUUUCCCACAACCCAGAAAAAAGAGCACAUAGCUGUCCAGAGGGGAAUGAGGGUCAUUUCUAUUUUCAGGGUGAUGGAACAAGGUCACCAGGCUUACUUGAUCUUACAGAGGGUGUUUGGUUUAAAUGUUGUUGUAAGGUAUUUGUAAAUAUUGCUUUUUUGUAUUUUGAGUAAAUAUAGUUUAAUUUGUCCUUUUAUUUAGCAACGCCUGCCCACAGGCACUGGCUGUGGCCAAUGAGUUUGCGUGUGUUUGUUGCGUUAAGGGGGGUGUGGGGGGGGAAACACUUUUAAUUUUACGUUUUUAGUUUUUAAAGGUCUCCCCAUGUUUGUUUAUUUGUAGAAAUUGAUUAAAAAUAGAACAAAAAAUGGCUUUACAGAUUUGUACUGCUGAUUUGAAACAUUUGGAUGUUUUGUAUAGCAAGAGGUGUUAUGUCCCCGCAAUUUACCAUUUGGGAAAAUAAAUUUUCUCUUUGACAGUGAA